Molecule: messenger RNA, 546 nt
Organism: Dovyalis caffra
Lineage: Eukaryota; Viridiplantae; Streptophyta; Magnoliopsida; Malpighiales; Salicaceae
Source: the annotation of a GenBank genome assembly
AUGGCUGCUGCAACAGUGUUGUGUUGGUGCAAUUCAGACUUGAUAAUUCAUGGCUCACGUUGUAGAUUAUUUGUUACGGAUAAGGUACUGAAUUUGAAUCAAUCAAUAGUGAAAAGUAGAGGAAGUUAUCGUGGUUAUCAAAAGCAGAAGAAGUUUUUUGUGUGUGCUGCAACUGAAGGGUCUGCAAAGUCUAGUAAAUCUGAAGAAACUAUCCCAUCUUGGGCUAAACCGGAUUCUGAUGAACCCCCACCAUGGGCUAAGGGUGAAGGCAAAGAGAUCUCAUCAAAGCAGAACAUUGAAGUUCCUUUUUUCGUUUAUUUACUUGCCUCAGCAAUUACUGCAAUUGCUGCAAUUGGUUCCAUUUUUGAGUAUGUGAAUCAGAGGCCGGUUUUCGGAAUUGUGAACUCAGACAGCAUUUUUUAUGCUCCAUUGCUCGGAUUCUUUACAUUUACUGGCAUUCCCUUUUCUGCGUUUUUGUGGUUCAAGUCUGUUCAAGCUGCUAACAAGGAAGCCGAGGAACAAGACAGGAGGGAUGGCUAUCGCUAA